Pristis pectinata (smalltooth sawfish) is the source of this 2615-nucleotide messenger RNA. Its product is annotated as reticulon-2-like. Bases 153 to 2225 code for a protein of 690 amino acids. The record is from RefSeq and is a predicted model, not a curated record. The transcript has 11 exons. Lineage: Eukaryota; Metazoa; Chordata; Chondrichthyes; Rhinopristiformes; Pristidae.
AGGGCGGAGGGAGGUAACGGAGCGUCUGCCGGGCCUGUGAUGAGUCUCCCAGCCGGCGGGGGCUGAGUUGGGCGACAGCCCGGGGACGAUGGUGCUCGGACCGUCGGCCCCGCAUCGAGAGUCCGAGCGCUGCCGCUGAAGGGCCGCAGGUGAUGGGGCAGGUGCUGGGGUUCGGACACUGCAAGGAAUCUGCCUCGACCGUCUCCACCACUCCAGAUUCCACCCCUUCCUCCACCGAAGGUGUCAGUGAGGACUACUUGGAACCCCAGACGGCACAAGACCUGUCGGACGACGAUGCUCCGACGGACACCUCCCUGUACUGGGACACCCCACGGCAGCUGUCGCUGGACUCGGCCUUGUUGUGUGGAGCUCCCCUCGUUCAGGCUGGCUGCUUCCCGGCCACCUUCCCAUCCAGCAGCCUGUCGGACCUCGCCGGGAGGGGUUUCGGAGACGGAGGCAGUGGCUGUGGGGUCCCAGCGACCGACGUACUCCACAGGACUAAAAAGCAACCUUCUGCGCCCAGGGGUUUAGUCCGAACUGAGACAAUCGAGACCUUUCUGGCAGAAGAGAAGGACGAAGUGGAGGAAUAUCACAUCCAUCCGCCCGGAAUGACGGAGCAGGAGGAGAGGGAAGGCGUAUCUGAACUAAGGGAGGGAGCAGACUGGGACCCAUCGCCGUCCAGCCCCGUUCCCUUUGCUCCAGGAGCGUUGCUGCUCAGCCAAGACUCUGAGGAGACUGAGGUACCAACACUGGGCCUUGGUGAGACCACAACAGAAACACAAAUUGAUCCAGUGGGGACCUCCAGUGAACAGAAGGAUCCCGAGGGCCCUGAGGUGGAGGGAGAGCUGUCUGUGGAAAGCACUGUCUCCAACAAGGUGGAGAUGGAGCUCACAGAGGUCCUUGGAGUGAUGUUACUAGCUACUGAGCCCCAGCUGCCGAGGGUGACGGAGGAAGAGCUGCCAUCUUCAGACCCACACGUCUCAGGGUCAGAGGAAGAGGAGAUGGCAGUGCUGGACCACGGAGGAGGCAUGGGCACGCCAGAUGCGGUGCAGGCGGUGAGCUUGGCUGGUACGUUGAUGCCCACGGGAGAGGCGGGCAUUGUGGACGGUGCGCCGCUGGGAGGAAGUGACAUCAGCGCCCUCAGCAGUGACGCCAUUGGACGGCAGCUCCCAGCCAUCCAGGUCACAACGGGCCACGAAUCUCAGGAAGAGAUGGAUGAUGAAGCACAGGCAGAGAGCAGGCAGUUACCGUGGCAACACAGUGCCUUGGAGCAAUCAGAUCAUCGCAAAACUGAGGUCUUCAAGGCAGCAGACCAAUCGGAUCCCAAACCUGGCCACAAUGGGCAGAGUGGCCAUCUGCACCAUUACACUGAGGUUCUGAGAAUCCAAGGAAGAGUUCCAGCGCUGAAAGGGUUACGUCACUGGAAGAAGGGUGUUGCCGGGCAACGCUCCGUCUGCGACGUGAUUGGCGGCGGAGGAUACUGCAGCAUUCACAAAGCCGGCUGGUCUCGGCCAGCUCCAGCAUCAGGCGGGGGUCUGCUGCCCCAGCCCUGCCCAGCAAGCUCCCACUGCAGCACCCGAGACUGCCCCAACAUGGAGGCGCGGUCUGAGUGUCCCGGGAUGGAGAGCGUGUGGAACUCGAUCCUCCGCAGGGAAAAGGUGAUUGACCUUCUGUACUGGGAGGAUGUGAAGAAGACGGGCACCCUAUUCGGUGCCGUCAUCCUCACCCUGUUCUCUCUCACCCAGUUCAGCAGUAUCAGUGUGCUGGCAUACCUGGUCCUCUCUGCGCUGUCCGUCACCAUCAGUCUCCGACUCUACACGUCUGUCUUACACCUGAUCUACAAAACACAGGAGGUCCAUCCAUUCCAGAGCUACCUUGAUUUGGACAUCAGCCUCUCACAGGAGCAGUUACGGAAAUAUUCAGAAACACUGAUGUCUUAUCUAACCAGCACCAUCAACCACCUCCGCCGGCUCAUCCUGGUCGAGGAUCUGCUCGACUCUCUGAAGUUCGGAGUCCUGCUGUGGUUGCUGACGUACAUCGGGGCGCUGUUCAAUGGACUCACCCUCACCAUUCUGGUGGUGGUUGGUGCCUUCAUCAUUCCCCUGAUAUACAGGAAACACAAGGUGCAGAUUAACCAAUACCUGGGGCUCCUGAGAGGACAGAUCAAGGACGUGACAGCAAAAAUCCAAGCCAAGCUCCCGGGAUCGAGACCCAAAGCAGAAUAACAGGAGAAGAGCUGAAACUGUGGCUGGAACCCAGGUCUGGGACCCAACAAUCCAACCGAUGUUUAUCAAUGAAAGUCUUAACCUGCCAGCAGUAAGAGCAUCGACACUGGACGCAGUGAAUUCGGAGACUUAAAUACACCCCAUGCCAAGCACUGAAGACCUCCCCCUUCGCGUGAAGUACACCUGGUUUAAUGUGGGUUCAGGCCCAAGUCUCUGAAGGAAGCAACCUGGCCACAUCGAUACCACGUGUCCUCGUGUGAUCUGGGGAAAUUGGGGAUGCCAUUUAUGAGGGAAUGGUGGGGAUUUUAGACUGGGUUUGGGGCACUAGGGGGUUGUUGGAUGGUGGGGUUUCAAUGGAAAGGGCUCAGUGGGCAAGUGAGGGGGUGGUUG